UAAGAUAUGGAAAACUGUGAUGUGGUGAAUACUGUACAAGAAAUCCCUUCAUCUUCUGCAGACUCUAAUGUCAGAAAUACCCACAGCUCUGUCUGUAACUUGAAUUGUAACAGACGUCCCUCAUCCAAUCCCAAUGGAGUUUCUGGUUACUCAGGGAAUACUAGGUCCUCAUUAAUACCUGGUUCUGUUGAGCUGUUUGCCUCCUUUAUGCAAGAUAUCCAGAACAUUGGAAAUGCUGACUCAGAAAUUGUGAAGAACUGUGAGACAAGGUGGCUACAGUUACUGAGACUGGUAGAAAAACAAUGUCAGGAACAAAUAGUUGCCCAGCAAGAGCAGUUCCACCGUCAAAUCCAACUGAUUCAGGAUGAGAUAAGGCAGUUAGUGAAAUUGCAGACCAGCAACUGGGGUGCCGGGAAGAGCCGAAGUUUGCCUGCCAAGCUUACAGACACUUUUUCAUCACUAGAAAGUCAAAUGGGGAUGUGUUCUGAAAUCUUUGAAGAAAAUGAGUGCAUUGUCAAUCAACUUAGAUCUAAUGAAGGAGAAAGUCAGCCAAAUGUAUCUGAUCUGCGUCAGGAAUGUUUUGCAAAUAAUGCUUCAAUGACUAGUGGGUAUGGUACGCUUUCUGCCUCCGAACUGAACCCUAGCAAAUCUAACGACAUCAGCAAGUGCACAGACUACAUGGAGAAAACUUCACAAGGACAGAGUGAUGCAGCAGUAUUGCAGAGUGAUGCAGUUGUAGCCAGUGUUCAAAAUAAGAGAGAACUUUUACCAAAAAAAAUAGAGGAAAAUUUUUCAUCAGGAAGGAACGAUAUUUUAGUUUUUCCUGCUGAAUUUGAACAUAAAGUUGAUGAAGCUCAAUGUGGAAAAAAACCAAGUAAGUCUUUAACAUCAUGGGCACAAAAGUUGAAACAAAACCAACCAAAAAGAAUAAAUGCCGAAGAAGUAUGUGUGAACUCUAUGCAAGAAAAUGAGCAAGCAAAGAAAUUACCAGUUGAGAAUACAAACCUUACUGAUGCUGCUUUGCCACCUUACACUUUUUACCUCAAUCAACCAAAUGAAAGUCCGAAUUCCUUAGUGUCUGAAGCUUCAGGACUUUCGUACUGGAAAUUAGAUGAAAAGGAGAUGUAUCAGUCUUUACCAGAGAAUUUCAGAAGCGAAUUCGCUGAUAUUUUCUCCACAAAAGUAUCACCAGAUCAGUUGUCUUCUGCUGAUGACACGAAGCUAUCAUCAUUGAAGGAUAUUUAUCAUAAAAGACAAAGGGACAACAAGCAGCUGCCAGACCAGAAUUUUAUGCCUUCUUCACAGUCAAGUCACCCACCAGAGAUCUUGACAUUGGACCCAACCCUGCAUAUGAAACCAGGUCAGCAGAACCCAGGACGCUGUUCUUUCAGUAUUCCUGAAGAUACUACUCCUUUUUCUCCAGACUCUAUGGCAGAGCCCGGAUUUUCAAGUCAUUGUGACACAGACUCUUUCUCACAGACAAGUAAUUCAUCUCAGUUAGAUGAUUCUCCAAAAUAUCCUGCCAGCAGCAGAGCUGUGCAUUUGGACCUCUGGAGAAAUCACCCAUUCCAAAAUGAAAACAAGACCAGCUGUCCCUUUCCAAUGGCAUAUAUGGAUACUAAUAAUGAUGAUUUAGUCAACACUGAGGAGGAAGAAACACUGACUCUGACUCCAUCUUCUAUUACUCAGUGUGCUGACAACAGUUUGCCAGAAUAUAGUCUUUCAGUGACAUCUGUUGAAGAUCCUGUGAUAAUGUCAAAGAUUAGGCAGAACUUGAGGGAAAAACAUGCUCGACACAUAGCUGAUCUACGAGCUUACUACGACUCUGAGAUACAUAGCUUAAAACAGCAGCUAGAGGCAAGCCAUAAAACUGCUUCAUCUGAAGACCUGAAGAAAAUCAAUCAAAAUCUUGCUGACAGGUGUGACCAGUUAGAUGCGGCUCUGAAUGAAGGAAGUGCUCGCAUAAAAGCCCUUGAAAAUAAGAAUAAUAUGCUAGAAAAGCAAGUGGCAGAUUGGAGAGAUCGCUUUUAUGCAGUCAGUAAUACUUCCAAAGUUUUGCAAGAACGUAUUGAAGAAAUGCACACAAGUAACAAAGAGAAAGAUAACACUGUCAGUCGACUAAAAUCGAGGCUUAAAGAUCUAGAGGAAGCAUUUGAAAAGGCUUACAAGUUAUCUGAUAAUAAAAAUACAAGGCUAAAGGAAGAAAAUAAAAUGUUUCAAAAUCUUUUAGGAGAAUAUGAGUCCCUUGGAAAAGAACAUGAAAGAGUAAAGGAUACAUUAAAUACAACAGAAAACAAAUUGCUUGAUGCAAACAUGCAGAUUUCUGAUUUGAAAAGGACAAUUUCAAAACUUGAAGCUCAGCUCAAGCAGGUAGAACAUGAAAAUAUGCUGAAACUUCGCCAUAUUACUGAAAGUCGUUUAAGAACCUCUUGUGCCAACAAGCUGGCAACUCCUGAUGUCAGCAGGCGAAAGUGGUUGAUACCAGGAGCGGAGUAUUCAAUCUUCACUGGCCAGCCUUUGGAAGUCCAGGAAAGCCCCAAAGAUAACAGAUUAGAAGAAACUUGUUCUUUAAGGCACCAUUCUCCUCCUGAAAAAGACUCCUCGCAAGAAGACUCUUCAACAAACACAAUAGAAAAGAAAGGAAAUGAGAUGUCAGAAGCACCAAUUAUAAAAGCCUUUAAAGAACUUGAAGAAGGAAAAGCAUUUAAAGAUUGGGGUACACAGACAGAAAAAGAAGACACAUCAGCUAAAACAUCAAAUCGACGUCAAACUGUUGGGUUUGUUGAAACUUCUUUAGUUGCUAACCGAUCCCCAGAGAAAGGUAAAGACCAACACAGACCGAAACGGUACAGCUCCCCUUCUGGCCAGAGAUCAUCGUCCCUUCCUCCUUCAAACAGGAAAUCAAAUACUCCAACAAGAAGAGAGAUAAUGUUGGCACCAGUGUCUGUGACCUACAGCCCAAAACGAUCUCCAAAAGAAAACCUCUCUCCUGGAUUUAGCCAUUUGCUUAGCAAAAAUGAAAACACAGUGACAAGAUUUGAUAUACUUCUAGAUGACAUGGAAACUGGUCCUACAACUACUUUACAGCACAAUAAUCCAAGAAAAAGGCUCCAGUUUCUCUCACUAGAUGAUGUAGAAGAGAAAUACCAUUCAUACAGAAGGCAGCAUUCAGGUGUCAGACACAGCUCGCAUGCUGAAUCUGUCAAUACUGGAAUGAAGAAAGCGACAGCUUGGGACGAGAGGAGUGUAGCACAAAAAUAUGAGCCAGUGCUAUCACCUUGUGAGGGAGACUUCAAAUACACGGCAAGGAUUAAGACUCUGGCUGAAACAGAGAGGCUUUUUGAUGAGCUGACUCAAGAAAAGCAACAGAUUGAGGCUGCAUUGAGUCGAAUACCUUGUUCUGGUGGAAGAAUGACCUUGCAAGCAAGAUUAAAUCAGGAAGCCCUGGAAGAUCGCUUGGAAAGGAUUAAUAGAGAUUUGGGGUCAAUACGCAUGACUCUGAAAAGAUUUCAUGUUUUGCGUACCUCUGCAAAUCUUUGAUAAUUCUUUCUUGAAUGCAAAUAUGCUUUUUUUUUUUUGCACUAAUAUGUAAUUAUGCACUCAGUAAAUGCAAAUUGUUUUGUAUUUUUAUAAACCCUCAAUAGUAGUUUUACAACCAUGUUACCCUUUACAAACAGCAAUAUUUUGUACUUCAAACAGCCACCUAUAUUUUAAACAUAUUUUUGUUACACUUGAGAAAUCAAUGUUUAUCCUGUAUUGUAAUAUUUUUAGAAAUAUUAAUUAUUUUUAAAUAGUGAUAUUCAAUUUAUAAUAAGAAUAAGAAACUAAGAGGCAGCUUGUUUUCAGAAAAUGAUAGUGUUAUCCUUUUGCACUUCGUUUUCCUCACCAUUUUAUAAAUAUUUAUGGUAUGAUGUAAAUAUUAGCCAGUAGGAAAUUUUGAACUUUAAUACAAAAAGCAACAUGAAUUACCUGUGUUAAAAAUAACUACUGUUAUAUGGUAAAGCCUUUUAAUUUAAACCUUAUAACAUGGAUAUUUUUCAUUGUGACAAAACUGUGAGCAAUACUUUCAUUAUGGCUGGCUGGCUGGCUGCAAA
This is a messenger RNA of Gymnogyps californianus (California condor), 4094 nucleotides long. It is a transcript of the gene MPHOSPH9, whose product is annotated as M-phase phosphoprotein 9. NCBI's taxonomy places the organism in Eukaryota, Metazoa, Chordata, Aves, Accipitriformes, Cathartidae. The record is from RefSeq and is a predicted model, not a curated record. Gene Ontology annotation, cellular component: centriole. The transcript is spliced from 24 exons. Bases 7 to 3540 code for a protein of 1177 amino acids.